ACGAUAUCAAACAUGUAGUAGUAGUAGUAGUGUUUUGCUGUAGAAAUUCGUAGUAUCUUCGGUGUACUACGGUGAAAUUGAAAGGAAAAGUGAAAUAAAUUACCAGAAUAGAAAUUGAAAUUCAUUGUAACGGACUUUGUUGGGGAACCAGAACCAGCACCAAGAAGGGCAAGAAGAUGUCGGAAAUUCUCAGAGCAGAGGACUUUGAGAAGUACGCCAUUCGUAAUGAGUACCGCGGGACGGCGUGGAAGGACGCGAAGCCUAUUGGGCAAGGCAGGUACAAGAUGGUCAGGGAAGGGAGAUACAUGAGGCGUAGGGAAGUGACUGUAGGAGUGGGAACAGUAGAAAGAUUGGAGGAAGUUCCGGGAAGCCCAAAGUGCGUGCUUAAAUGCCUGAAAAGUGGCGCAGAGUUCGAUGGAAACUGCUUCGAGAAUGACGUGACGUGCGCUGAAGCUGCGCUGCCGUAUCUGGCAGGAUUCAAUAGAUAUUUGAAAAAGGCAAAGGAGCUGCCUCCGCACGUCGCAGAUUCGAUCUCCAUAAACUAUGCGCCGAGAGGGGGGGCCGCGUAGAUUUUCUAUUUUCUUUUUCAUGAGUAGUACCUCAUUUUGGCUUUAUGCAGAUGCUGUACUUCGCGAACUAGAGAAGUCUCCUCAUAACACAUACCUAAUUACUUCAUCGCACUAGUAUAAGUGGUAUCAUUGAUAUUGUCAGCUUCUAACAUUAAUAUAACUCGUAAGUUGAAUGAUAAUGAAAGUAUUCUUGUUCCACCUCUAAAAUUUGAUCAACAUGCCGCAAGUGCGGACAGAAACAGGGAGCACAUUUAGCAAAGCGGACAAACAUGUUGGGCAGAAAUAUCUGGUCGAGCCCUACAUAGCGAAUUUUCGAAAGUUCAAUUCGAACACUGGCGCUGUCACUCAACAUGAAGCACUUCCGCAGGGUUUAAGUCAUUGGAUUAUGAAGGCAAUCUCAAAAAAGAUAUAUAGCGGUAGCUUCAUACUGCCUAGUGAUCUGAUGUAUUUUUUACUUGUUCUUGCGACGACGAGACAUUAUAAUUUGUAAUAAAUAUUUACUAACCAUACGAAUACGUAUGAUGUUGAUGUGCUGUCUGUGAGAGAAAUAUGUGGAUGUCUAAUGAGGUAAAGGCAACUCUAUCAUCUACUAUGUAUGUGUGAAGAUUGCUAAUGUUCGCUAUCACGCAUCGAAUGGGCAAGAGCUUCUCUGCGAUCUUCAGGGAGGAUCUGUCGGCGGCAGUGGGGAGAGCCUUGUUUUGUCUGAUGUGGUGAUCAUGAGCACGAAGCAAGAAUACGGAGCAACCGAUCUUGGCGAAGAAGGAAUCGAAAAUUGGAUGGCUCACCAUAUCUGUGGCGACUUCUGUGACAAUUCCUGGCUCAUGCCUGAAGGCCUCGAAAAACGGUACCGACCGACUUUGUUAUGGGUUACAAGAAAGUUACAAUUACUUACGUCAUCUACGAUCGCAACCAUAUCCAUGAUUUUUCUUGAGAGUGUUUGCCUAUUUUUCAAGUAAGUAGAAAAUUAUAGGCCAACAAGGAUGCUCUUCCAGAAGACUGUGAUUUUUUUUCCAGACCGACCUCUAACUUUGUGUACUACAGUCUGCCGUGAUCUUCGCCCUCAGGCGGGUCUUUCGUCCUCAGGCGGCACUAGAGAGCGAACGAGCAAAUUCGGCCCAUACAGUUGUAGCAAUUCGUCCGUUCGAUUGGUGAGCAAUUCGCAUGUCACAGCAAGCACGAUCCGCAAAAAGCCUUCAGAUGUAUGGUUCACACAGGACAGCAUCAAGGAAGAUUUCUCCGACGGUGAACAUACCCUACACGGAACGGCACUUCUGCUCGCAGAACAGAAAAUAUCGCCUUCGGAUAUUGAUUAUGGCGAUUCUCAAAUUCAGCUAAGAAGUACCUUGAUCAUGACGAGCUGAUUGAUCAUCGAUACGAAAAAUGCCAUCUUCAUGAUGCAAACAAGACUUGUGCGUGGUCUCCUUCACCAGCUUCCUAGUUUAACUUAAAAAGAAGUGAGGAUUCUAACCGACAGCGAUGAGCGUAGUUGAGUAUGAAGGUAAAAUAUGGGCAGUGGAUAAUCGCAGACUCGCAUGUUUUCGCUUGCUGGAGAUGGUGGGGAAAGUUGGAAAAGUCCCCAUGACAUUGGUGCCUUUGAGGUGGAAAGGGAUGCAAAAGCAAUUCACCGACAAGCUCACCACGAGGACCGGUGGCAAGUACGUCAUGAUUCGCCCAACAAGUACGUCACCGGUGUCCCCUGCUGAAGGUGCUUCCUUGGUAGUAACCGCCGAGGACUCAACAUCUUCCAUGACCGGCAGAAGUGACUUACUAUCUUCAUGCGGAAAUGACACGACAUCGACGACAACCAUGGGGCUCGGAGCAGCCUCUAUCUCCACAGCAUACAAGAAUCCGCAUUGGCGAGGCGAACAAGAUGCUCAGCGCAAGAAGAAUCUCGAUAUUGGUCUUGAAAGCGACGCAGGAAACGACCCGAAAAGCACUUAUGAAGAAACACCAAGGAAGUUGAAUGUGCUGUAAUCUAGUCGUAAUUGUAGGUACUUACAACAUAAACAUGAUGAAUGAAGACCAGCUCCUGAUGCUGAUGUCCUCGCUUGUCGACGCGACUUGUUUGUAGUAGAAAGAUGUCUUCGAAUAAUUCUAUCUAUCAUAUCAAAUUAUUCACCAACUUCCUCCCCUAGGAGUAGGAGAUCUAGUAGCUUCUAUCUAGGACAGUCCUAAUCAUAAUCUGAUAAAUAGAAGAAUUCUUCCAACAAUUACCUCUUGCCAGGCACGUCAAUCAAUCAAUCAAAUAAUAAUCUGAAAUUCUAAGAAGCGUCAAUAAUCGCUCGUCUCAUACUUUUCUCCUUUUUUCAUAACAACUUAGGCCCGGAUGCUUGGUACAUUGGAGGAAAUGAGAAGACAACCAAUUACCCAUGGCUGGAGCAGAUCCGAAACACCUACCCGAAUAAGAUCCCCAACAAGGCGGCGCUGCGAUUGUUUCUGAUAGAGAUCGAAGACACGGACGACGAGGAAGGGCAUUAAUGCAGCUAGGCCUACUUACCUGCUCUACCUUAGGUAGACUACCUAGUAGUGGAAGGAUACCUAUUUUUCCUGUGUAAAAAUAGAAUCAAAAAUCGUUAUCGCAACAUAUGAAAGCAGAAGAUGAAUUUUUGGCAGCCUGAAUUUUGAGUUCUUCUAGUACAUUUAAUGCAUGAUAGCGCCACUCAUUCCCCGAAGCAAUACACAAGAUCGAUUUUUAGCGAAUUACAGCACUGAUAAUUAUAUAAUGAUUUGGGCUUUAAAGCUUCUGGUAGUAGUGGCGAAAGUCAAGAUUAGUUUUAGCACGCAUGGAUGAUUGUAGAUGAAAAUGAAAAAUUAUCCACGUUCGAACAGGAUGAUUGCCGUGGUCGAUGUUGUUAUCGGCAUGUGCUGUAUCCGAUAGUAUGUUGAUUCUCGACACGUCGUUCGUCGUUGUAGAUCACGAAUUCUGAAUCGUUAUUCCUUGUUGUUCAACUCCCCAAUUAUGUUUAUGAUACGAAAUUUCCAUAAUGCGGAGUUUCCAAACAUCGCCUAUUUUGAUUCUACAAGAAAAUGAAGACUGACUUGCUGGAGCAACAAGAACUAUACACUUUCUUACAUAUAAUCUAACCCUGUACUUACCUUCUUACACUACAACUAUACAUUUCUUGCAAGUAUGCUUACAUAUCGACGAACUCUGUCUAAUAUGGUCGCAUAAUUCCAUCUGUACCAGCUGCGGCUCACUUAUUCCCAUGAAGCUGAACUCAUUCCAUUCAUUUCGCAUCCGAGAAAGACACUCAGUGAUCGUUCUCUUUCAUCCUGUCUCAUUCCUUAUCAUGUAUGCGUAUACUCUAGUACGUCGUAUACAACUCUACGUUCGUCUUAGUCAUCAAGAUCAAGAAGGGCAGUUGCGAACAGACAUCACGACUACCGUGACAGAGCGGAAUGAGACAGAUGAUGACAUCUAAAAAGUGACACAGCUCCGUUAGAAAAGAGAGG
This is a messenger RNA of Amoebophrya sp. A25, 4022 nucleotides long. The record is from the annotation of a GenBank genome assembly. NCBI's taxonomy places the organism in Eukaryota, Dinophyceae, Syndiniales, Amoebophryaceae.